Monomorium pharaonis (pharaoh ant) is the source of this 3088-nucleotide messenger RNA. RefSeq names its product protein suppressor of hairy wing. Gene Ontology annotation, biological process: regulation of transcription by RNA polymerase II. The coding region runs from base 985 to 2577 and encodes 530 amino acids. Lineage: Eukaryota; Metazoa; Arthropoda; Insecta; Hymenoptera; Formicidae. Gene Ontology annotation, molecular function: DNA-binding transcription factor activity, RNA polymerase II-specific; RNA polymerase II transcription regulatory region sequence-specific DNA binding. The transcript has 2 exons. The record is from RefSeq and is a predicted model, not a curated record. Gene Ontology annotation, cellular component: nucleus.
GGAGAGGAGAGGAGAGGAGAGAGAAACAGGGAGAAGGAGAGGAAGUGAGAGACUCGCGCUAGAAAGACCCAAGUUCGUUUUAGUGCGACACGCUCGAGAAAAAAAUAGCGCGUAUUUUAUCUCGUAAUCCACGGGUGACCCAGCGGGCAGUUAAAAGGAAUCGGCGCAAACUGAAAGAAGUCGCGCGGAUACCUUCUCCACCACCUUCCCGUCAAACAGGAAGUCCGUUUGAAACGAAACAGGCGAAUAUCCGGGGCGAACAUCGGCACCUGGGUGUGCGUGUGUGCGUAUUCGCACGGGGGAAAAAGGAGGAGAGGAGAUCACAAGCGAGAGCGCGCAUUCUUUCUUUCUUCCUUUCUUCUUUCCUUCCUUCCUUCCUUUCUUCCGCAUCGAUUCGCGCGGCACCGAGUCGCCGCGGGUCUCCGCUUUAUCGAGCCCCUAUUCCACAUCGAAACCGGAACGCGGCAGCGGAGCCAGCGCGGGCGGCGGUGGUAAGCGCGACGACGCUACGCUACGGCAUGGCGAACGGGAUCGUUCGCUCUCUCUCGCGCACAGCCGUCCCGAGGAACAGCUGAUCCAGCGUUAGCGGAGGAUAGACGUGGGGAGACGCCAGGGCCAGGAGGGCAACCCGUCAUCGUCAUCGUCGUCGGCGUGUUCCCUGAACGAGCGACGAGAGUCUGGUGGGUUGGCACGUCGUGGCCGGGCGUUUCCACGGCCUCCAAGGGGGACGGCGGACGCGACCAUGCGGAGUCCGCGGGCGUCCGGAUCCCGGAAAAAUCGAUGCGCGGGGAUGCAGCGACGUGACGACGGCGCGUCGUCGUGAGGACGCCCCCUCCCCCCCUUGCCCCGAUACACAACACGACUUCGCCCGAGGUGCGUUGAUUAGGUUAUGUCGCGUCUGGCGUCUGGCGGUUGUAAACACGGGUAGCCCGUCGCGUUGUUGUGAGGCAACGUAACCGCAACGUCGUGCAGAUAGCAGCGUCGAUGAGGCGGCGCGACCUAAGGCGACCCGACAAGAUGCUGAAGCUGGACGAGAUCGAGGGCGAGCAGCAUUCUGUGCCCAGGAGAAUGCGGAAGGCUGAGAAGAAGGAGGAGAAGAAGAAGAGGAGCAAGGGCCACCGCAAGAAGAGCAGGCACGCGGGCAGCGGCAGCGGACGCCGCAAGCUGCGAAGCGCCGCCGUGGAGGCUGUGCUCCCGCACAAGGUGGAACCACCGGAGGUAGAGGAGGAGGAGGAGGAGCAGCAGGAGGAGACGACACCGCUAGAUCUGUUGUACCUCGCGAAGAAUGCCUCUGACGUGUCCUGCAAGAUCGAGCCGUCUGUGUCCAGCGAGGACAACUACAUCCUGAUGCCGCCUCUGGAGACCCUCGAGGACGCGGGAGUAAGGAUGGAGGAGCUGCUCGAGCAGAGCAUGCACAAGAUCUCCAAGAGUCAGAAGAACGGCAGGUGGAAGCACAGCUACAAUAAGAUGGUAUACCUGCGGAAGUGCGCGGCCAACGGGUCGGAUCAGCAGCCAGCCGAGCCGGACGAAACCACUGGCCAGAGCACGUCCGAGGAGCACGAGCGUAUCCCCAAGAUCGAGGAUAUCGCGUACACGGAGAACGCGGAGAGGAUCAAGCGUGACAAGAAGUGGGCGAAGAAGCUGAACCCGCUCUCUUUGCACUACACGGACAAGAAGAGGCCCUACCUGAAGUGUCCUGCGUGCGGCGCUACCUUCUUCAGCCCGAACACGUAUCAGAGGCACCUGCUCUCGCACCUACACACCACGGCGGAUAGUUACAUGUGUAAUUUUUGUAAUUAUGCGAACGUGGAGCCCGGAAUGUUGUUCGCUCACUUGACCAAGCAUCAGAACCAAUGCGAGUCCUGCAACGAGAGCCUCUUGCGCAAGGACAACUACGAGAAGCACUAUCAGUGCUCGACCAGUCUGCUCGAGUGCGGCCUGAAGCGCGAUCAUCACGGCAUGUUCGUCUGUGCGGUAUGCGAGCUGGUGUUCGACCUCCUGGCGCAGCUUGAGAAGCAUUGGUUCAAGCACACCUGCAAGAAGCAGAAGUCGUAUCAGUGCAACGAGUGCAGCGGGAUGUAUGAGAACACUGAGACCCUAAAGAAUCACAUAUGCCUCAAGUGUCCGGUUUGCGGCGAGGUCUACGAGAGCCUCCAUCGGCUCAAGAUACACACGAUGUGGACGAAGCACAACCUCAAGUGUAAGAUCUGCUCCUACGAAUUUAUCCUCUCGAUGGAUCACGAGAAGCACAUGGACCUGCACAGAAAGGUCUAUCAGCCCAUGAAGGAUUACAUGCACUGUCUGCGCGCGGUCGAUGGCAAGACGUUUCAAUGCAACCUGUGCGACAAGAUAUUUUACGCCUUACCUGCCCUCCUCACGCACCUUACGGAGGACCACAACGUGGGGAACGUGAAGGUAGAGGAAGAGGAGGAGGAGGAGAUGGGGGACGAUGGUUACGAACUAAAAGGAGACACUAUCAAUAUCGUUGUAGUUCCUGACUUUAAGGAUUCCGACAGUUAUUACGACACUGAGAUCGAUUCCCUGCAGCAGGAAACCGAUCUCUACGAUCCGUCAUAAAGGCGAAAAAAAAGUAUCGCUCGAGCAUCAGCUGUGAAAAUAAGAGAGCGGCGAACUUACUCCUACGAACGGUCGUUAGUUUUUACCGUCGAACAUCUCGUAAUAGUGAUACUCAAGUCGGACUAUCAAGUAAGAAAAAAAAAACUGAUACAAUUGUAAGUGCCGUUUAUAGAUAUAAUUAAUGCGCUAUUUUUAAAAGUGUAUCGUUUGCUUCAAGAUUUUUAUAUCAAUUUAUACCACAGAACGUUAAUUUUACACAGACAUGUUAUAUUUUUUCUGUUUUUUUUCCUGUUAAGUAAAAUGUAUCGAUGAUAAUUAAACAUAUAUUAGCAAUCCGAAAGUAGAUAAGGAAAAAAUAGAUACGGAACGAUUAUUGUGAAACGAUCGAAAUAGCAGAUAUUUUCUGAUGGACUUGGAGAAUUCGAUUACCUACACUACUUCGCAAUGAUGUACUGCAAACUAUACUGUACUUAAAUUACUUAAAUAAUAAAGCAUAAAUAUUGCAUUAAUA